GCGUAUUGUAAGUAAGCCCAUCGUCUCCAUAGCAACAUCGGACGCGUUGAUCUGUAGCAGAUCCGAGCGAGAACUAGUUAAUGAUUAACAAUGUCAGAUGAAGAGGAUGAGGUUUUGGAGGGAGAUGUUGAGGAUGAAGAAGAGGCGGGAGCCGGUAUGGAAAAUGAAGGAGAAGGAGAGGAAAAGGGAGAAGAAGAUGAAGCACACGAGGAAGAAGAAGAAGAAAAGAUAGUAUGCCCCUUGUCGUCUGAAAUAAUCACAGAAGGACUAUCAUUAUUAUGCAAGACUAGCACCGGCUUGGGACAUGCCUAUGUUAAGCUGGAACUCAGUGACAAGGGACUGACUGACAUUCUUUUGGUCAGUAAGUUCAUUCACCUGAGAUUUAUUGAUAUUUCUUCAAACUUUCUCAAUGACCUUUCCCCAUUGGCAUCCUUAACACACCUCCUCUGGAUAAAAGCAGAUGUUAAUCGAUUAACUGAUUUACAAGAUCAGAAACUAGAAGAGCUCCCAUAUCUCCAGUGGCUUAAUUUAUCAUCCAAUCACAUAAAAGUCACAAAUGCCUUAAGUACCCCAGCGCUGGAGGUGUUAAAUCUAUCUGGUAAUCAGCUAAAGAUCAUUAGUGGUUUAGAUUAUGGACGGCUAUCUAAUCUUGUUACUCUGGAAUUAAGAGGAAACCAGUUGGAGACUACAGAUGGAAUCUACUUACCAAACCUUCGUAAAUUGUACUUGGCACAAAAUAUGAUCAAACAUCUAAAAGGACUUGAUCACCUUGAGAAAUUAACAACUUUGCACCUUCGUGACAACCAAAUUGAGUCUCUUAAAGGCAUUGGCGAGGGAAUGAAGUCUCUUCAGUAUCUCAAUUUAAGAGGAAAUCUUGUGCCCGGUUUCCAUUCGAUUCCCUGUCUUGCUCCAUUGUCUGACACUUUACGAGCACUUGUUCUGUCAGACAAUCCACUUUGUGAACUUGAUGACUAUCGUUUAAGAAUUCUCUGCUUCCUACCACUGCUAGAAAGAAUGGAUAAAGAUCCUGUCAGCUUUGAAGAGAAAGAAGAAGCAAAAGAGAGACUGAGAGAACUUGAAGAAGCAGCCUUUGAACAGGAAAAUGAAAAUUAACAAUUCUUGUAUUUGUAGUAAUAUUGACUAGGACUGUUCAGAUUUUCAUCCUACUGUAUGUACACUAUACUGAAGACGAUUAAGACUGAUGAGUACAGCUUGCACAGUAAAAAAAUGGACUUUGAUUAAUACUAGCCCAGUCACACAUGAGGAAGUAAAAGUCACUAUCAAUUAUUGAAUAUAUAAAGAACAUUGGACCAAACCAAAAACAGAAAUGGAAUAUGGAGGCUUAUCAUAAAUACCAUCCAAGAAUAUCACUGGGUCCAAGAAUCCUAAAAGUGGGCAGGUGGUGUUGCUAGCUGCCUCUUCACUGUGUUACUGUUCCUUGCAUACAUUAUUCUUAAUACUAUAUGCAGUAUAUUAUAUGGAUCUUCUAAAAGAACAGAUGCUCCUCUGACAACAGCACUGCUGUUUGUAUUAGGACAUUAGCUGAAGAAAUACAAUAAAAAUAAAAUUAUAUGUUUUAUAA
Molecule: messenger RNA, 1582 nt
Organism: Polypterus senegalus (gray bichir)
Lineage: Eukaryota; Metazoa; Chordata; Cladistia; Polypteriformes; Polypteridae
Gene: lrrc23
Product: leucine rich repeat containing 23
Exons: 8
Coding region: 91-1113 (340 amino acids)
Molecular function (GO): protein binding
Source: RefSeq, a predicted model, not a curated record